This is a messenger RNA of Magnolia sinica, 582 nucleotides long. RefSeq lists its product as uncharacterized. The transcript has 2 exons. The coding region runs from base 1 to 582 and encodes 193 amino acids. The record is from RefSeq and is a predicted model, not a curated record. NCBI's taxonomy places the organism in Eukaryota, Viridiplantae, Streptophyta, Magnoliopsida, Magnoliales, Magnoliaceae.
AUGUCUAUAUGGAACAGCCUCCUGGACACAUCACUCUUUGUCUUUCACAGGCAGUCUGACAUUAUUUAUUUGCUUCUUUACGUUGACGACAUCAUUAUUACAGGCAACAACUCCUCUCUUCUUGCCAUCUUGACUUGUAAGCUCAAUUCUGAGUCCGCUACUAAGGAUUUGGGUUCUCUUAGUUACUUUCUUGGUCUUGAAGCUACACCCACCACUGAUGGUCUUUUUAUCAGUCAACUGAAAUAUGCACGGGACAUUCUCAUGCGGGCUCAGUUACUUGACAGCAAGCCUGUUCACACUCCCAUGGUUGUUUUCCAGAAUCUGUCUUCUUAUGGUCCUCUAUUUUCAGAUCCCACUCUUUAUAGAUCUCUUGUUGGUGCUCUCCAGUAUUUGACUAUCACGCAUCCUGAUAUUGCUCAUGUUAUAAACUCUGUCAGUCAAUUUCUACACUCUCCGACUGAAAACCACUUUCUUGCUAUAAAGCGCAUUCUUCGCUAUGUUAAGGGCACAUUGCAUUUUGGCCUCACUUUUCAUCCAUCCGCUGCUCCUGGUGCUUUAGUUGGUUACUCUGAUGCCGAUUAG